CGGCAUGGUGAGUCCUUUUGCAAGCUUCCAGGCCGCCAUAGCCGAAGCAGAGCUCCGUAAUUCUCAUACUUCGUGUGUUGCUUUCCGAUGGCUCCCCCGUCGAAAGUCGCCAAGGCCCCUGCAGCCUCGCAGGCGGCGAAGGCAACGAAGGCUGCCAAGGCCCUGAAGACCACCACCAAGCCGGUGAAGAAGCUCUGGAGGAAGGUGCGCACUUCGGUGACGUUCCAUCGCCCCAAGACCCUCAAGCGUGCCCGCGCCCCCAAGUAUCCUCGUCUUAGCGCUCCCGCCCGCAACAAGCUCGAUCACUACGAGGUGCUCAAGUACCCGCUCACCACCGAGUCUGCCAUGAAGAAGAUCGAGGACAACAACACCUUGGUCUUCAUUGUGGACGUGCGCGCUGACAAGAAGAAGAUCAAGGAGGCUGUCAAGAAAAUGUACGACAUUCAAACCAAGAAGGUCAACACAUUGAUCAGGCCUGAUGGAGCCAAGAAGGCGUACGUGCGACUCACGGCAGACUAUGACGCGCUGGACGUGGCCAACAAGAUCGGUAUCAUCUAGAUUGAAGUUUCUGUUCAAUUUUGUAAUCUUCUCAUUAUUGAGGCUUGGCCUGAUUUCUGGCGCAUUACAUGUUUCUGUGCUGUGCAAAGCCCUGAA
Physcomitrium patens is the source of this 654-nucleotide messenger RNA. Its product is annotated as large ribosomal subunit protein uL23. Gene Ontology annotation, molecular function: structural constituent of ribosome; rRNA binding. The record is from RefSeq and is a predicted model, not a curated record. Gene Ontology annotation, biological process: translation. Gene Ontology annotation, cellular component: ribosome. NCBI's taxonomy places the organism in Eukaryota, Viridiplantae, Streptophyta, Bryopsida, Funariales, Funariaceae.